Molecule: messenger RNA, 1902 nt
Organism: Plasmodium berghei ANKA
Lineage: Eukaryota; Apicomplexa; Aconoidasida; Haemosporida; Plasmodiidae
Product: carbonic anhydrase, putative
Exons: 2
Coding region: 1-1902 (633 amino acids)
Molecular function (GO): zinc ion binding; carbonate dehydratase activity
Source: RefSeq, a predicted model, not a curated record
AUGAAACACAUCAUAUUUCUUUCAAUUGUAUUGUGUUUUUGUGAUAAUGUAAUGUAUAAUAAUUAUGUAGAGCGAAUAUUAUUUGAAUUGCCAAAUAAUAUAACAGAUGAUUUAAAUUCUGAGCCAAUGGUUGAAUACGAAGUUAAAGAAAAAAAAGAUGAUAAUAUAGAUAUAAAUAAAGAUGUAAGGCAUUGGAAUAUUGAGAUAAAUGAGCACAAGGAUAAUCCAAAUAUUCAAAGAAAUCCCGAGGGGAAUGAUAAUAAUCAUAAUAAUGAAAAUAAUGAUAACUGGGAAUAUCAUUCCAAUUAUAAUGACGAAAAAUUCGAAAGCCAAAAUGAAAAUGAAAGGAAUGGAUUUUCUCUAAAAAACGAGGUGGAGAAAAAUCCAGAAGAAAGAAAGGAUACACCAUUUGAUGAAUACAAUGAAUAUGCUAAUUUUGAAAAUAUGAAUAAUAAUUUCGAAAAAAAUAAAAAAAAAUACUUUGAGGAUAUGCAAUCGACAUAUAUGGAAGAUAAAAAAAAUGUAGACAAUAAAGAAUAUAUGGAUGAGGUGAAAAAUAAAAAAAUUGAAUAUCAAAAAAACGAAGAAAAUAAUAUAAAAAAUGGUAUUAUUCAAUAUAAUGAUAACUUAUCAUUUGAUUAUUCUAAGCAUGGAAUGGAUUGGAAUGUAGGAAUAUGCAAAAAUGGAAAAUAUCAAUCCCCUGUAGAUUUACAUAUGCAUACAUUAAAAGAAAGAGAAUUAAAAAACUUAUCAGAUUUUUAUUUAAAUGCAUUUUAUGAUAAUGAUGAAUAUUCAUGGAAUAAUUAUAAUAAACCAUGGUUUAAAGGUGAUAUAUUUUAUUAUUAUGAAAAUUUAAUAAAUAAAAUUAUUAUAAAUAGACAAAAUAAUAUGUUUAAAAUAAAAGCAUCUAAUAAUGAAAUAAUCCCUUUUGGUGUUUUAUUUACAACUGAUGAACCAGCAAUAUUUUAUUCACAUCAUAUUAAUUUCCAUUCCCCUAGUGAGCAUACAUUUGAAGGAUCUGGAAAUAGGAGACAUAUAGAAAUGCAAAUUUAUCACAGUACUAAUGAGAUCUAUGAUUAUGAUGAAAAUAAAUGGAAUGGAGUUUUUGGUAAAAAAACAUAUAAAAAAAAAAAUAAUGAAACAAAUAUUCAGCAUUCAUAUAUUUUAACAUUCUUAAUGAAUAGUUUAUCAAACCCUCAUUUAAGUCAACAAUAUACAAAAAAUAAAAAGAGGAACAAACGGAGUAAAUCAUAUAAUAGUAUUAGAAUGGGGAGAAAUGAUAAAAAUACAAAAAGAGAAAGCCAAUAUCAGGUUAUUUCCAUUACUUUUUCAAGUGCCGAAAUUGAUAAAUCUACAAUUAAUAAUUUUAAAAAACUUCCUUCGGAAAAAUUUUUAAAAACUAUUUUAGAGGGAUCUCAAAAUGUUCCUGUUGGUUCAGGCCCGAAAUUAGUGAAUCUGAAGGAACCUCUAAAUUUAAACUCACUACUUAUGAUGCUAAAUAUGAAAAGUAUGGAAUUUUUUGCAUAUCAUGGAUCUUCAACUUCACCAGGUUGCAAUGAAAAUGUUCACUGGAAAGUUGCCAAAAAAUCUUUACCUAUAUCAACAGAAACCAUGUUAAAGUUUUACAAUAUGUUAAAAAAAACAACACCAUAUUAUAAUGCCAGUGAUAAUGAUAAUUUUAGAGCCUUACAAAAUGUUCAGGGUAAUAUACAUAAUUAUGGUAGAGUAUAUUUAAUACAAGGCUUUCCAGUUCAAUUGUUAAUUUCAUCUGCCUUAAUGACAAGUGACGAUAAAAAUGUGAUUGAAAAUAUAAAACUGGCUUAUUCUAAAUCAAGUGCAAAUUAUAUUUAUUUCAAUUUUAUUUUCUUACUACUUAUUUUUAUGUUUUUACAAAAUUAUUAA